This is a messenger RNA of Leptosia nina, 423 nucleotides long. The record is from the annotation of a GenBank genome assembly. Lineage: Eukaryota; Metazoa; Arthropoda; Insecta; Lepidoptera; Pieridae.
AUGCAUUUGAGCAUUUCAACUCUAAUCAUCAUCGCUUGCGCGCCCCAAGUGGCACCGGCCCCGUCGUCCACGGACACAAUAAAGGAGAGACGACAGAAAAAGUCCCCAAAUUAUCCGUUCCCUAGCUACCACCAAAUUUUGGUGCCGCUCCACGUUAUACCGAUACACGGAAGUCCUUGGCACGAGCAUCACAACGUCACCCGACACGCGCAAAUCUUGGUCCCAGUUCACAAUCUGGUGCCGAUUCACGAACUCGUGCCUGUCGACCGGUUAUCUGUCCUACCGGUCCAGCGAGUCGAGGACGCCGCGAUGCACCAAUACAGGAACGACGACAGGUUCAGAAACCCCAUAGGGGGGUACGGGGUCGGCUGGAGAUUCGGCGGACAUGGCGCUGGUCAUGGAUUUCAUUAUAGUUUUGGAUAG